GCUAUCUCACUUAAUCUUUUCUUCUCCAUCCUCUGGAGAUCCAAGUUAUCCUCCCAUCCUGCAGGCGAGAAACAUGCAUCUUUGUUACUUUGAUUUCUCAAAAACCAAUAUUAAUGUUAUAUGUGAAUCGUUUCUGUAUGUGGUAUUCAAUUGAAUUCCCUCAUUUGUUUUGUCUUUAUGUUUGAUACUAGUUUGCUCUUUUUUUUCCGUUUCCUCGCAUUAAAGAAGAAGUAAAAAUGUUUGAUCAAUAUAUGCCCAAGGCUUCAAGUUUAGUUAUAAGGUUUUCGAGAAUGGAACAUAUAUACAAAUUGUGACUUUUGGGUUCCCCUUUUGUUAUGACAGUGAGUAGACUGAUGAUCUUGUCUUACAUUACAUGCUAUUCCUAUUCCUAUUCCAGUAGGUAACCAUUUCGGCAUGAAAGCCAAAGCCACUCGAGUUUGCAUCAAGAGGCUCAACACAGCCACACAAUAUGAAGAUGCCACUGAGAAUGAAUCCAGAAGCAGGGCUCUUGAUAAGGUUGGUAGUAUGGAAAGAAGAAUCAAUUCCACGAAAGCUUCAGUCAUACGAAUUGGGAAAAUGAUAGAGAAAGUGCAUUUGGAGGUGAAUGUAUAUAUUGAGAUAAAGGCUAUAUUUGGCGAAAUUAUGGGUGACCAGUCUGUGAUGAUCGAGGAACUUGAACAACUGACGGAAGAGCUGAUCGACAUGGAAGCCAUCAUUCCUUCAGUUAGUGUCGUUGAUGCGAAUGUCAACUUCGGUUUCAACCGUCAUCCGAUCUUUAUGGCUAAACUCAUCCACAAAACUCAAGCAGUCACUCAACAGCUAAGCAGCACCAAAGCCUUGAUUCAGGAUAUUAUCAGAUCCAUCAACAAAAAAAGGGGUAUUUGAUGAUGAUGCUCAAUUUCUCUGCAAUCUUGUUGCUGUGCCUGCUCUGCAGAUAUUCGCAUUUUUGCAGCCAAGAUUUUCUACAUUAUGCUUAUAUGAUGAUUAUCACUUUUGUCGCCAAUACAUUCUACAUUUAUGCCUUCUAUAUAAAUUACUCCCUUCACUUUCUA
Molecule: messenger RNA, 1052 nt
Organism: Salvia miltiorrhiza (redroot sage)
Lineage: Eukaryota; Viridiplantae; Streptophyta; Magnoliopsida; Lamiales; Lamiaceae
Exons: 2
Coding region: 415-885 (156 amino acids)
Source: RefSeq, a predicted model, not a curated record